UGAUUAUUUUUCCUCGUUCACUAGCGAAACUCUCGGUUCGCAUGCAUUCUAUCGAUAUGCUCUCGUAAAGUCGGUCGCUCGCGGCGCGAAUAUCAGCACGAGUGGAAAACAAUGAAGUUUUCGCUACUGGCGGCUUAGUAUACCUACAAAUAGUGGAGCAAAGAAGAAGCGUAUGUUUAACGAAGGACGAUUUACGUGGGCACGAAGAGAGCGCAAAAAAAGUUUGCUAUGAAUCAUCUGAGAUUCAUCUGUGUGUUCUGAGUGGCAAUAGAAACAAAAAAGGUCGGCAAGUUUUGUUUUGACAGAUGUGCUCUCGUGUUGUGUCUUAUUGCUCCCUUUCGGAAGCAGACGGCAAUAAUUGAAUUAUGUUCUGUAUGGAAAACAGCGUAAUAUAGUAAAACAGAAACAUCCAUUGGGGGCGAUUGUUCUAAAUGAAUGCGAGUGUGUGACAGUGUGAUUACAACGAGAAAAACUAGCGGAUAAAUGAAUAGGAAUAUGAAGCGACAGCUGGAGAAGUUUAAGGAGGAGCUCAAAUCGAAUUUAACCAGAUCCAGUAAAGCGGAAAAAAAUGCAGACGGUCUGCAGGAAGUCGAGCGGGAGGUUGAUCGGUACAAAGACAUCCUCCAGAACCUCAACAAGCGAAUAGCGACCAGCGUGUGCGCCGGUCAGGCCCAGGAUGCCGCCGCGAAGGAGAAACGCAUCCGGAAGGUGUCCGAGUUCCAGCUCGGGCAACUCAUGGAGGAGUCGGUAAAAGAUUUACCGCCCGGGUUGCUUCGGGAUGUACUCGAUAAGUGUGCCCGCCUGGAGAAAACCAUCGCCUCGGAAAUCGUCACCAGCGAGCUGAGCGUGGAGAAUUCGGUCAGCAAGAAUCUGAACGAUAUCAUCGAGCGCCAUUUGGCCACCAUCCACAAGCAGAAGCGAACGGUCAGCAAGUGUCAUCAGGAGUACGAGGCGACACGGCAAAAGUAUGAUUCGGUGCAACGCAACAGCGACCAGCUGGGCAACCAGGCCAAGCUAACCCAGCUCAAAGACGACCUGGAGGAACUCCACAACAAGCUCGAGAAAGAGCGAGACUUGUACGAGUCGUACAUGUACGAGCUGCUGGCGGAAGAGGAGAACAUCGCUAACUACGUGAAGGAAUACGUGAAACACCAGGAGCUGUAUUACACUUCCGCCCUGCGGGAAAUCCAGAGCACCAUCACCGGCAUGGAUGGGUUGUUCCGACGGAACAAUAAGCAAAUCUUCAAUACGCCUCUGCGAGAACAUUUGAAGGCAACGGACCGCAAAAUCGCUUACGUCAUUGAGCUGUGUGUCUGCUGUCUGCUGGAGAAAGGCCUCUACGAGGAAGGACUGCUGAGGGUUGGCUGCGCAUCUUCCAAGCUGCGCCGCAUGAUAUCCGCCAUUAAUGCGAAUUACGUGACGCCCCCACUAACGGACAAGUACGCCGAUCCGCACGUGACGGCCGGUGUACUGAAGAAGUACCUCCGCAGCCUACCGGAUCCGCUGCUUACGUUCGAAUUCUAUCCGCAUUUCGUGGCAGCUGCGCAGAAACAGAACGAAACCCAACGGAAGAGCGCCAUCCUGAACAUCGUUAACCAACUGCCGAAGGAAAACUACGAUAAUCUGCGGUACCUCACCAAGUUCCUAUCCUACCUAUCGGAAAAGAACCAGGAGAAUAAAAUGUCCCCCCAGAAUAUAGCGAUAGUGAUGUCGCCAAAUCUGCUCUGGUCGCCGAAUGAAAAUGAGAAUUACAUCGACCAGGUUAACAGUACCGCGACUGUGAACACUAUCGUGGAAGCACUGAUCGCGGAUUGGGGAUUUUUCUUCGAAGGUGACGUGAAUUUUUACGUCAGUAUGACUCGAGAUUCGCUGUAUCCGGACAAUGGUGGGUUCCCGGUGGACAAGGAAAUGCCGGUGAGAAACGUUCCUAACGAUUUGAUGUCGAAGUCAAUGAUUGUCACGCCGAUGGGUAGCCAAGAUGAGGUCAGGUAUUAUAACAGUGGCGGAGGAAGCGGCGGUGGUGGUGGAGGGGGGACAUUCAUCACCAACUCGUACAAGCCAUCGAUGUCACAUUCCCGCAGCAGUAGUCACGAUACUAGUCUUAUUCUAAUCAAUAGCAAUGAUCAGCUCAACAAGCAUCGGAGUCAGUCGAACAGUUCCCUUUCGGAUCAUUCCAGUCCGCCGCAGGAAAGCAGUCCCAAGCCGACGGUCCGAAGGAAACACAAUAAGCAAGCGGCUCCCACCCCGCCCGAUAGCCACAGCAAAAACAGCAAUCAUUCUUCGCGGGAGCACAACAAUAAAUUUCAAUCUAGUUCGACAUCUUACUUUAAACAGAUGAACAACAACAGUUCCGGCAGUGAUCGAGAUCGGGAUCGAGAUCGAGAGGACGAGGGAUUCCAGUCUCUGCAGCAUCACGCGAUCAAACAGGCCCAGCAGGAAUACGUCAGUGACCGACAGCCAAUGGUGCGAGCCGAAAGUCAUGACAACUUGUUGAAACUGAAGGUGACCGUAACGGGAGAAAAAAUACCUCCUCCUCGGCCGGCUGCGGUUAACAUCGGGGACACGCAGACACUGAACCGCAGCAACAAGGGCCAACACCAUCACCAGCAUCAUCACCAAAAUAACAAACUACCAAAUGCUCCCAAUUGUGAUAAUACUAGUAGCAGUAUAGGAAAUAAAGAAAAUAAGGAAAAUCACAGUCGACCCACGUGCCGCCUCCCGAUCAAACCGGUGGCUUUGCCGAGAACAACGAUAGUGGUGGCUAAAACGCCAACACCCACUGGGCCGGGACCGAACGCAAAUAGCAUAGAUGAUGACAACAGUAGCGCAGCUGUAGCUACCAUUAUUCGCGAGAAACCGGUAAUCCCAGAACGACCCGCAAUUCUGCUAAGGCCACAGAGCUUCAAGGGUUCCAUCCCGGAGAUAUCCAAGGUUAGCGAGGGCACGAACACUGUGAAUAGUUCGCUCAAAAAAGCCCAAAGCUUUCGGGGCGAGACGAGCAAUGGUGCCCACAAAGACCCCGGUAUGACGGUGCUUGAGCGGACACAAAUUUACAACAUUGACAAACAACAGGUUGCCAUCAUCGAUGUGGGCGAAAAGGGCGAGGAAAGGGCCCGGAAAGAUAAAACUGGUCCCGUCGGUAGCUCAAACCUAACCAUAACAACGGUCCAGGAAGGGAUUCCUCCCCUAGCGAUGAUGGAGUCUACAGGUUCGCUUGGUAGCGAUCUACAGUCGCCAACGAAUCCGGUUGGCGGCUCGACGGAGGAAGCGAACGAUCUGACAACGGCCGCAAGCAACGCAACAAACGCUGGCGCCACCUCAACUACAGCUACUGCAACUAGUCUUCAGCACGUGCCGCAAUCGCCUCGUGGCUUCGAUCAGGCCAAAAUAAAGCGACCGCAGGUUCCAGCUCCGCCUCCACCGGUGGGACGACCUAAAUCCUCUGACUCAACCGAUUUAUAACAACGCGAGAUACUGAUCUAAUCUAAAAGAAGGGUAUUUAUAUAGGAAAAAAUGGAUUAGAAAUCCAAGAUGCGAGGGCGGCUGCGAACGAGUUUAAUUUUUGUUAUUUUUUUGCGUCACCUGAAUGGUGAUAAAAAUGUACAGCCCAGCAUUUAUUUUACAGGGUCAUCUCGUUCGAAAGGAAUGCUGUAAACGCGUUAGUGAUUCAUUUGCGUGUUGCAAUAAGAUGGCUUAUAAUUAAUACAAUUAACCAAAACACAGAGAGAUAGCAAUAAUCAACUGGAUAAAUUAAAAGAAAAGCACAAAAACCAAGUUUCCUCGUUUAACACUGCAAUUGUUUGAGUCCCACUCGCUCAGUCAGAUAAUUCUUAAUUAAAUCUAAUCAUUUUAAAAAUUUUAUUGUCCCGUGCUUUUAUUUUCGUGCAAAACAAUAGGGCAUUCUAGUUGAGUUUGGCGAACGCAGUUUUGUCUCUGUCUACCGUAUAUAUUAUAGCCAUAUAUUCUCCGGUUGGACUUGCAGUUCUCGUUUUACAAACAUGAGGUAUCGCGAGUGAGACAAGUGCUUUGGGCUAGCUUUGGAAACACACGCUGUGGAUGCAAAUACAGAAAUCCGUGUUAUUAAUCUUUUUGUUUGCAAACCAGGAUUGAAGAAUUGCGUUUCCGAUCGGGAAAGAUGUCUUGAAGGUAGUGAAAUAGUUCGCUGUAAUCAUAAACGGAAGUUAUUUAUCAGUUUAGUGAGUCUUGUGAUAUAACGUAACGAGGAACACUGUUGAUCCAUGCUGAGUUUGCGGGUAUUGAAUACCUUAUUUAACUGCUAUUCGUGCUCAAAGAAUUCUGAUGUCAUUAACGCUUUUCCGAGAACUAGUUGAGAAAGUGUCAUUUCGCCGAGUUUGAGAAAUAAUAUACCUACGCGGAAUUCAUUAAGCAGUUUCGUAAUGAUAAUGAUUUUUGCUCGCUAUGAAUAUGGGCUAAGCUGACUACCAAUCAUGUACAUAAUAUCGUAUCUAUUAUAUUAUAUUCAAGUCAUCCAUUCACAAAAUGAAGAUAUCGUAAAUAGAAA
Toxorhynchites rutilus septentrionalis is the source of this 4522-nucleotide messenger RNA. Its product is annotated as rho GTPase-activating protein gacI-like. Gene Ontology annotation, biological process: regulation of Rac protein signal transduction; signal transduction; regulation of actin cytoskeleton organization. Gene Ontology annotation, cellular component: intracellular anatomical structure; cytoplasm. Gene Ontology annotation, molecular function: protein binding; GTPase activator activity. The record is from RefSeq and is a predicted model, not a curated record. The coding region runs from base 484 to 3462 and encodes 992 amino acids. Lineage: Eukaryota; Metazoa; Arthropoda; Insecta; Diptera; Culicidae. The transcript has 8 exons.